CAGGCUUUGAGAUCUGGAUUCUACUAUUGAAAAUAAGGGUGAGAAAUAAAUAAACACCCAGAAGAUGGAUCUCAAGGCUUCCUCUUCUCUCCUCUGUCUCGCCAUCUUAUUCGGUGUUUCUUCCAUUGUAUCAGCAGUUAACAUAACCCGAGCACUCGAGAAAUACCCUGAAUUCAGCACCAUGAUCGAGCUUUUCGGCAAGACCGAGCUCACCCCUAUUAUCAACAAACGUCAGACAAUCACCGUGCUAGCUCUCAGCAACGAUGCUAUCGGUUCCAUCUCUGGUAGACCUGAGGAGGAGCUCAAGAACGUUCUUAUGAAUCAUGUAGUUCUUGACUACUUUGAUGAGCUCAAGCUCAAGGCUCUAAAGGACAGGAGCACAUUGCUCACUACCCUUUACCAAUCUACCGGUUUGGGCCAGCAGCAAAACGGUUUCCUCAACUGCACCAAAACUAACGGAAAGAUUUACUUUGGGUCUGGUGUGAAAGGCGCUCCUCAAACCGCUGAAUACAUCACAACCGUGUUCCGCAACCCGUACAAUCUCUCUGUGAUCCAAAUCAGCAUGCCCAUUGUGGCUCCUGGACUCGGAUCUCCGGUUCAGGUUCCUCCACCACCACCCAUGACACCACCACCGUCUCCAUCUCCAAAGAAGGUUGCAGCCACUCCAGCUCCUGGACCAGCUGAGGAGGAGGAUUACGCAGAUUCUCCUCCUGGCGCAGCUCCAGAAACCGCACCUGCAUCAGCCCCAUCAGAAGAUGGUUCUCCUGCUCCGGCUCCAGGGAAUGCUGGUAAGAAGAAAAUGGCAGCAGCUGAUGAAGUUGAACCACCUACUUCUGCUUCUAACACAGCUUUGAGUUUUGGUGCCGUUCUCGUUCUCGGGUUGGUGGCUAGUUUUGCUGGGUUCUAAAAUGGUUUAAGACAGAGCAGAGUCGAGGACAGUUAACUGAAUAUGGGAAUCGACCAUGGUGAUAUGAAGUGGAUCAAUACUUAACAAAUUCUACUCACAUUAAUAAACCUCAAAAUCAUUUAUCAUUAGGGAAUUAAAGUGUGAUGUUCAACAAUGUGAAAUUUGUACUGAGAUAUUGUAACCUAUGUGUGUUUAUCUUCAUUCAUCAAUUCAACGUGUUACAUUCGAACAA
Messenger RNA from Brassica napus (rape), 1139 nucleotides. RefSeq names its product fasciclin-like arabinogalactan protein 3. The transcript has a single exon. The coding region runs from base 65 to 907 and encodes 280 amino acids. Gene Ontology annotation, cellular component: plasma membrane. The record is from RefSeq and is a predicted model, not a curated record. Lineage: Eukaryota; Viridiplantae; Streptophyta; Magnoliopsida; Brassicales; Brassicaceae.